AUGCAGCGCUCCACGUGCGCCUCCCUUGUGGUCGCCGCGCUCGCUCUGCGCGGCGCUGUGGGCUACCCGGUCUACACCACGGGGUCCUCCCUGGACACCUGUGACGGCAUCUCGUGUGCGGCCGUGGACUGCGUCGCACCCUUCAAGUACGUGGCGCCUGACAAGGCGGGCACGUGCUGCCCGCUCUGCCUCGCGGACGAGAAGGACGUCCCGGCGGACCGCUCCUGGGCCAAGGGGCUGUCUGGUGGUGUCGGCAUGGACAACAACGCCGACCCAGUGUUGUGCCGCGACGUGGUCUGCCCACCUCUGCAUUGCCCAGAGUACGACCAGAUGUUCGACGGCCGCUGCUGUACGAAAUGCAAGACCGCCACCGUGGUCACGCCAGCGGACCUGUCCUCUGGGUACGACCGGGCCUUAGCGUUUGGCCAUCGAGGGCAGGGCUGCCGCGGCAGGGGCACUGGCGCUGGCCGCGCCCGCCAGAGCACCACCACGCACGCAGGGCAGGUCCUGAGCCCCACGUCCUCGGGCUCGUGCGUGAGCCCGUCGCACUUCGAGGUGCCUCCAGCAGUCCGGCAGCCCAGUGACAGCGCCCGCGGGUGCACCGACGCCGCGGCCCGGCUGCUGCCACGGCCCCCGCUGCCGCUGCUGGCCGCGCCGGCAAGCUCAGGGUGGAACCGUUCCGCGUCUGAGUGCCCUCCGCCUCCUCCCGUCCUCCGCGGCCGCCCUAUUUGUUUUAUCCCUCCCCUCCUGCACGCCGGCCAAUUCGUGCAGAAGAAUUUGAUGCUUGCUGCAUUUCCAUUGCUUCCCACCGAAGUUGCAGCGGCUUUGUGUUCCGCUCCAGUGCCUUCGGUGGGGCGCGCAACGUGGAAUUCGUUGCGUCGCAUGUGCGAGUAGCCACAACAUAGUUGGCGCCACGAUUUACUCAAGUUAUUGUAUGUCCUUGUUCAGCGCAAGAGCCUGUCGGUGUCAUGAGAACACCGUUGCUCGCUAUGCAUCAUUGUUUUCAUGCCCGCGCAUGUCGGUCGCGUAGCAUGUAUUUUUGCUCGGCACGCGUCCAGCUCAGGAUCAAGCAGCACGGAGGGCUUGAGCGCCCCGUGCUCACGACUCGCAGUGCUGCUGCCCCGUAGGAAUAAACGGAUCUGGCCAUCAGGGCUUUCGUUUGUAUGGCGUGUAGUCAUGGUGCCGCGCAGUGGUCAAUUCGUGCAAUGCCAAAGCGCAUCUCCGUAUUUGGGCUGGUGUUGCAUAUCAGCCCAACGGAUUCUGGCGGUGCCUGCGUUCUUUGUCCGGUCGCCUAGCAGCAGAUCGCCGCAACGGGUACACAGGGUUGUCGUUCCUUCAGGUGUUGACUUCGGAGGAAGACAUGGACCUCUAGGGCACGGACAUUGAUAGGCCAGUCGCUCGCAAUGGGCGGCGCCUGCACCUUGUCCGUGGCUGGGUGUGCGUGUGACCGCCCGGCCUCGUGGGAGCCGUGCCGCUGCAGCCGGCAGCGCGGCCCGCGCGCCUGCCGCGGCCGGCCGGGGCACUGCGCGUGGCGCGUGGCCGGCGCCGCAGUCUCCUCCCGCCCCUCGCAGGACGUCCAGGGAGCCCCGCCGGGAGCGCAGAGGAGGUUCAUGUAGGUGCGUUCUGGAGCAACGAGCCCUCCCACCAUGGCGGCUCACCUUUGCAUACGCGUGCCGUAGUUGUAACCCUCAACGGUCGCCCUGGCUUCCACUCCCGACGCUCUCUGUUGUCUGCUUUUCUGCAGAAGAGAAGAGUCUCUGCGCAUUCGAGUAGACUGCCUUUUCGUACUAACUUGAGGCACCGACACCGAGCACAGUUGCGGAUGGCCUCAAGACCGCACGACGGGACGGCGUCAGCCCUUCGUGCGGUCGUCUUUUGCGGACGUCGUUGCGGCAGCUGCAGUGCACAUCAAGCUUCGCAAGUGCUUCCGUGCCUCUUUUCACCCGACGAGGAGGUGCGCACCUCGUGGCAUGGGCGCGCCACGUGGCGAGACGUCUGCUCGCGAGGAGGCCUGUUUCGCGCACGUGCAGGCACGCGGAGUGGCACCACUUACAGGGUGGCUCUUGAACUGCACGAGCAUUUGCGUCCAGUUUCCCAGCUCGCUGCUGUACCAGCAGACGGGCACCGCCAUCUUCCUGGCACCCCGUCGAUCCUGCGCCGAAUCUGCUGAGCAGUCCCUUUGUGGACAUGUGUGCGUGUGUACAGUCUGCAUGGCGUGAAAAGGUACCGUGCCAGAGUUCAGCAGCGGCUAUGGUAGCUCACAACCUAGGGCCAUGUUUCGUCCUUGUGCCGUGCUGCUCUGCACAGCGCUAGCAUUGACCUCUUGUGCCCUCAUGGAGGUGAGCUCGCGCUGCGGUCGAGGACAUA
Molecule: messenger RNA, 2367 nt
Organism: Prorocentrum cordatum
Lineage: Eukaryota; Dinophyceae; Prorocentrales; Prorocentraceae
Source: the annotation of a GenBank genome assembly